This is a messenger RNA of Mangifera indica (mango), 1154 nucleotides long. RefSeq names its product protein RGF1 INDUCIBLE TRANSCRIPTION FACTOR 1. NCBI's taxonomy places the organism in Eukaryota, Viridiplantae, Streptophyta, Magnoliopsida, Sapindales, Anacardiaceae. Bases 380 to 1009 code for a protein of 209 amino acids. The transcript is spliced from 3 exons. The record is from RefSeq and is a predicted model, not a curated record.
UCCAAACACCACCACCUCUUUUUAUUCUCCCUUUCCCCCCAAAUCCAACGUUCGUAAAUCAUCUUUAACCUACCAUCCCCUCAUCUCAGCCGUUACAUCAUCAAAUAUUUCAGCACAUUUGUUUAAUCAUCUGUCUUCCUGUCCUUUAGUUGAUCCCCCAUUGUUUUGUAGAUGAAUCCUAUGUUGUACCUUCAGGUUCUUUAAACCUGCUCAUCUGUCUCUCUUCUUCUCUCUCUGUUACUACAUUUAUACAUCUUUCAUCUUCGUUAAUGCUAAAGUUAAAAAAUACAGCAUAUUUGCAUGGUUGAUUGCCUAAUUUUUUAGGCAUUACCCGUUAUUUGUAUUGAUUUUGUAAUCACAACUGCAGUGAUCAUUACAAAUGUUGGUGCCGCCAUGGCUGGAGUCUUUGUUAUCUUCAACAUUCUUCACAAUUUGCCCUAGACACAGAGAUGCGCCGCGUAAUGAAUGCAAUAUGUACUGCCUUGAUUGCAUGAACGAUGCGUUUUGCUUCUACUGCCGAUCUUCAAGACACAAAGAUCAUCCUGUAAUUCAAAUCAGACGAUCGUCAUAUCACGAUGUUGUUAGGGUUGCUGAAGUUCAAAAGGUUUUGGACAUCAGUGAAGUUCAAACUUAUGUUAUAAACAGUGCCAGAGUUGUAUUUUUGAAUGAAAGACCCCAACCCAAGGGUCCUGCUGGCAAAGGGGUUUCUCAUCUUUGUGAAGUUUGUGGGAGAAGUCUUUUAGAUCCCUUUCGUUUUUGUUCAUUGGGAUGUAAGCUUGCAGGAAUAAGAAAAAAUGGGGAUGCAACGUUUAUAAUAAACAGCAGCAAGAAUGAGGCAGAAAUGUCGCAAACAAGAGAAGGAAUACAAAGAAGAUUGGGAUCAAAGGAAGAAGAAGAAGAAUUGCGUGAAGGAAGACCACAAGACAUUUAUGGACGCACGCCUCCUCCACCUCAAUCUAAUUCUAGGAGAAGAAAAGGCAUCCCCCAUAGAGCACCUUUCGGGACCUAAUAAAUAAUAUUUAAUCCACAGCAAUGCUAUGGGUAAACACUUUUUUAUACACAAUCACAUGAUGAUACAUCAUUUAUACAUAUAAUUGUGUAUCUAAAAGUGUAUAUUGUUUAAUCAAAUGUAUUUACAUAUAAUUUCCUGUUAA